UAUUUUUGUAACGGGAGUCUCGGGAAGGGACGGGGCGUGCCCCGCCGCGCGCGCGCACCCGCCCGCCCGCGCGUCUCCACAGCUCGCCGGCGCCAGCCCGGGGAAGCGCGUCAUGCCGCCCAAACACCCCCGGAGAGCGGCGGUCACCGCCGUCGAGCCCCCAACACCCCCGCUGCCACCACCACCACCGCCUGCGGAAGACCCGGAGCCAGACAGCGGCCCCGAGGACUUGCCUCUGGCCAGGCUUGAGUUUGAAGAAACGGAAGAACCUGAUUUUACUGCAUUAUGUCAGAAAUUAAAGAUACCAGAUCAUGUCAGAGAAAGAGCUUGGUUAACUUGGGAGAAAGUUUCAUCUGUGGAUGGAGUAUUGGAAGGUUACAUUCAAAAGAAAAAGGAGUUUUGGGGAAUCUGUAUUUUUAUUGCUGCAGUUGACCUAGAUGAGAUGCCGUUUACUUUUACUGAGCUACAGAAAAACAUAGAAACCAGUGUCUAUAAAUUCUUUGACUUACUAAAAGAAAUUGAUACCAGUACCAAAGUUGAUAAUGCUAUGUCAAGACUGAUGAAGAAGUAUAAUGUAUUGUGUGCACUCUACAGCAAAUUAGAAAGAACAUGUGAACUUAUAUAUUUGACUCAACCCAGCAAUUCGUUAUCUACUGAGAUAAGUUCUCUAUUGGUUCUGAAAGUUUCUUGGAUUACAUUUUUACUAGCCAAAGGGGAAGUAUUGCAAAUGGAAGAUGACCUGGUAAUCUCAUUUCAGUUAAUGCUGUGUGUGCUGGACUAUUUUAUCAAGCUCUCACCUCCUGCGUUACUCAAAGAGCCAUAUAAAACAGCGGUAAUACCUACUAAUGGUUCACCUCGAACACCCAGGCGAGGUCAGAACAGAAGUGCACGAGUAGCAAGACAACUAGAAAAUGAUACAAGAAUUAUUGAAGUUCUCUGCAAAGAACAUGAAUGUAAUAUAGAUGAGGUUAAAAAUGUUUAUUUCAAAAAUUUUAUACCAUUUAUGAACUCCCUUGGAAUUAUAACUUCUAAUGGACUUCCAGAGGUUGAAAGUCUCUCUAAACGAUAUGAAGAAAUUUAUCUUAAAAAUAAAGAUCUUGAUGCACGAUUAUUUUUGGAUCAUGAUCAAACUCUUCAGACUGAUCCUAUAGACAGUUUUGAGAUGCAGAGAACACCACGAAAAUGUAACCCUGAUGAAGAAGUGAAUGUGAUUCCUCCACAUACUCCAGUUAGGACUGUUAUGAAUACUAUCCAGCAGUUAAUGAUGAUUUUAAAUUCAGCAAAUGAUCAACCAUCUGAAAAUCUGAUUGCCUAUUUCAAUAACUGCACAGUAAAUCCAAGAGAAAAUAUACUGAAAAGAGUACAGAAUAUUGGACACAUCUUUAAAGAGAAAUUUGCAAAAGCCGUGGGACAAGGAUGUGCUGAAAUUGGGUCACAGAGAUAUAAACUUGGAGUCCGAUUGUAUUACCGAGUGAUGGAAUCUAUGCUUAAAUCAGAAGAAGAACGGCUAUCCAUUCAAAAUUUUAGCAAACUCCUGAAUGACAAUAUCUUUCAUAUGUCUUUAUUGGCGUGUGCUCUUGAAGUUGUAAUGGCUACAUAUAGCAGAAGUACAUCUCAGAAUCUUGAUUCUGGAACAGAUUUAUCCUUCCCAUGGAUUCUGAAUGUACUUGAAUUAAAAGCCUUUGAUUUUUACAAAGUGAUUGAAAGUUUUAUCAAAGCAGAAGCUAAUUUGACAAGAGAAAUGAUUAAACAUUUAGAACGAUGUGAACAUCGAAUCAUGGAAUCUCUGGCAUGGCUUUCGGAUUCACCUUUAUUUGAUCUUAUUAAACAAUCAAAGGACCGAGAAGGACCAGUAGAUCACCUUGAAUCUGCUUGUCCUCUCAACCUCCCUCUCCAGAAUAAUCACACGGCAGCAGAUAUGUAUCUUUCUCCUUUAAGAUCCCCAAAGAAAAAAGGUUCAACAACACGUGUGAAUGCUACUGCAAAUGUUGAGACACAAGCCACCUCAGCAUUACAGACUCAGAAGCCAUCGAAAUCUACCUCCCUUUCACUCUUUUACAAAAAGGUAUACCGGCUGGCAUAUCUCCGACUAAAUACCCUAUGUGCACGCCUCCUCUCUGACCACCCAGAGCUAGAGCACAUUAUCUGGACUCUGUUCCAACAUACACUACAAAAUGAGUAUGAGCUCAUGAGAGACAGGCAUUUGGACCAGAUUAUGAUGUGUUCUAUGUAUGGUAUAUGCAAAGUGAAGAAUAUAGACCUUAAAUUCAAAAUCAUUGUAACAGCAUACAAGGAUCUUCCUCAUGCUGUUCAGGAGACAUUCAAACGUGUUUUGAUCCGUGAAGAGGAGUAUGAUUCCAUUAUAGUAUUCUAUAACUCAGUUUUCAUGCAGAGGCUGAAAACAAAUAUCUUACAGUAUGCUUCCACCAGGCCUCCUACCUUGUCACCAAUACCUCACAUUCCUCGAAGCCCUUACAAGUUUCCUAGUUCUCCCUUAAGGGUCCCUGGGGGAAACAUCUAUAUAUCACCCCUGAAAAGUCCCUAUAAAAUUUCAGAAGGUCUGCCAACACCAACAAAAAUGACUCCAAGAUCAAGAAUUUUAGUAUCAAUUGGUGAAUCAUUUGGGACUUCUGAGAAGUUCCACAAAAUAAAUCAGAUGGUAUGUAACAGCGACCGAGUACUCAAAAGAAGUGCUGAAGGAAGUAACCCUCCUAAACCACUGAAAAAACUGCGCUUUGACAUUGAAGGGUCAGAUGAAGCAGAUGGAAGUAAACAUCUCCCAGGGGAGUCCAAAUUUCAACAGAAACUGGCAGAAAUGACAUCUACUCGAACACGAAUGCAAAAGCAGAAGAUGAAUGAGAGCAUGGAUACCUUGAACAAGGAAGAAAAGUGAGGAUCUCAGGGCCUUGGUGGACACUGCAUACACCUCUGGCUUCACCAUCUCUCCAGGCCCUCUCCCUGGUUCUGUUUACAGCCCAUGAAACAUCUCCAGCUUUGUAGAUAAUAGAAGGUGCAGAUGUAAGUCACAUUUGUGCGUGGUAAUUCCUAAGCCACUUUUGAUGUUGUGGUCAAUGGUAUAAAGAUUUAUUACACAAGAUUGAGAAUCUUGUGUAAACCAUGCCAUUUAAAAAGUACUUCAGAUUUUUGCAUUCCCAAAGUAAAAUGGCUCUGCUUUAUGAGUAAUGAGGCUGGCUCUGGAGUAGCGUCCUAACAGGCCAUGCCCGUCUGACUACUUUGCCUUCCCUUGUAGCAUAUGUGUGAUGUUUGCUCUUGUUUUUAUUAAUUUAUAUGUAUAUUUUUUAAUUUAACAUGAACACCUUUAGGAAAUGUCUCCUGUCUUCCAAAUGCAAUUGACUGCCUACCACCCACAUUAUCAUAAACUGUAAAACACAGUAGAAACUAGGAAAAAAUUACUAAUUUCUACAUGUUAGACUUUUAGUAUUGGAAUCUGACUUGACAUGUGCUUGUAUUACAAACUUUGGCUUUUUAAAUACAAGCAAAACACAGAGUUUAAACGUAAUACUAUCAUACUACUGAAACAGAUUUCAUACCUCAGAACUUAUUAGAACUUACCCUUUUCUUCAUCCAACUUAUUCUUUUUUUAAAAAAGGAUUAUUGAAAAUACUCUUGAAACUUUUAAAAAACCAUUCAGAUCACUGAAUUUAUAUAUAUAUAUAUACCCAUCUAAUACUUGAAAAAGUAGUGUCCAGCCAGAGCUUUGCCACAGGGGACCCUGAUAAUAGUAUGUCUCAAGUGCACUUUCUAAGCUUUCUGGGUCCUGAAAAAUCAUGACAUAAACUAAUUUUAUUCCACAAACAGACUGUUAACUGUAGGAGCCUUAAUUUUUCCCCCUUGGAUAUUAAGGACAAAUCACUGCAACAAUGAGUCUGCCAUCCUAGAUUUGGGAAGGUUUGUGUUUUCUCUGGAAUGAUACAUUCCAUGUAUCUUUUGAAGUCAAUAUGGUCUAACACUGGCACAUUUCAAAGCCACAUUUCUAGUUUGAAGUUGAAAGUAUUCAAAGGUCUUUUUAAGUUAGGUAUUAUGUUUCUGAUUUGUGCAAAAUUUUCAAUUAAAAUAGCCGUAUUAGAAAAAGAGACGUUUUCUCCCUACCCCCAUACCUAAAGGUGUAUUUAAACUAUCUUGUGUGAUUAACUUAUUUAGAGAUGGUAUAAUUUAAAAUAGGUGGUAUUUAAGAUAGUAUCAAUUAGCAUUUAGGGAAAUCACUUUGUCUAAACUCAGAGUUCUUUUUAAAAAGAAAUCUGGUCUUAUUUGUCAGAGAACAAUUUUAUUUUGUGCUUAAGUUUCAAGCUCACUAUUUCAGUUACUUGGAUAACAAUGACAUUAGCUUUACCCUAUUUCUUCAUUUAAAGUUUUGCAUGAAUAUUUUACAGACAGAUCAGUUCAUUUUUAGGUCAAGGGCUUACCAUAUUUCUGGGUUGUUUGCUACUAAGCUGACAUUAGAAUUAGUGACAGAAUUUUAGGAAUUUCCAAGAUCAUGCAUUGAAGUUUCUUCAGGCUUAUCAUAUACUGCUUUAUUGCCUUUUCUUUGUACUGGUUAAAACUGUACAUUUAAAAUUGCUAUGUUACUAUUUUCUACAAUAGUUUGUCUAUUUUAAAAUAAAUUAGUCGUUAAGUCUUAA
Molecule: messenger RNA, 4640 nt
Organism: Dipodomys spectabilis (banner-tailed kangaroo rat)
Lineage: Eukaryota; Metazoa; Chordata; Mammalia; Rodentia; Heteromyidae
Gene: Rb1
Product: RB transcriptional corepressor 1
Exons: 27
Coding region: 113-2893 (926 amino acids)
Biological process (GO): cell differentiation; neuron projection development; regulation of transcription by RNA polymerase II
Cellular component (GO): nucleus; Rb-E2F complex; chromatin
Molecular function (GO): RNA polymerase II transcription regulatory region sequence-specific DNA binding
Source: RefSeq, a predicted model, not a curated record